This is a messenger RNA of Brassicogethes aeneus, 3226 nucleotides long. The record is from the annotation of a GenBank genome assembly. NCBI's taxonomy places the organism in Eukaryota, Metazoa, Arthropoda, Insecta, Coleoptera, Nitidulidae.
AGAACUAAGCGUACCCGACCCUCGUCUUUCUCUGCCUCAAUCUUUUACAUUUAAUAUUGUAUUUCUAUUCGUUCAAGUCGAUGGUGAACUCUAACGGAUAGUGUAUUCAGUUUUCUAGUUUUGUAGUUUUUAAAACAAAAACAUACAAAAUGUGGCCCAAAACGCUUUUUUUAUUAAUAGUUUUUAAUUUGACUUAUGCUAGAUAUACGCAAAAACGUAGCAUAGAUUUAAUAGCAGCACAUGGGUUAAUCACAGACACUAAACUACCACAAGAUCUAAUUCCACAUGAGUAUUUAAUACAAAUACACCCACUACCAGAGGGUGUUUUUAAUGGUAAAGUUUCAAUAAACUUUACUGUUCAACAACACACUGACACAGUUGCUCUACAUUUUCAUCCUGACAUGGAACUUCUUGAGAGCUCUGUGAGGCAGUUUACCAGAUCCGAUGAGGAAAUUAAAACCAAAGUACCAAUAGAAACCUUUCCAAAGUCACUAAUAAUCAAGGAUGUAGAGAAAGAGAAAAAGAAACCUGUAAUCAGCUUUAUUCUUAAAGAAGCAAUUAAAGAGGGUGCAAUGUUUGAAAUAACCCUAAUUUACAAAGGAAAAAUAUUCAACGACACAAGUGAAGGCCUUUUUAAGAGUACUUAUGUGGAUCCUCAGACGACUGAAACUAAAUGGUUUGUUGCCACGCAUUUUAGGCCCAAUUUGGCCAGAAAUGUAUUUCCUUGUUUUGAUGAACCCGGUUACAAAACACCCAUGGUGAUUAAGAUUGGAAGACAUAAAAAUAUGACUGCCACAUCAAAUAUGCCUUUGUUACAUACUGAACCAAUGGAAAACAUGAAUGAUUGGGUAUGGGACACUUUUGAAAAAUCACCUCCAAUGGCAACGUUCUCAGUCGGUUUUGUCAUAUCUGAAUUCAGUCAAAUUAAAAACUCCAAAGUUCUAAAGGAUAAUCACACCCUAACUGGAUACAACAUUGAUAUGGAUGUUUGGGCAAGACCAAACUUUAUUAAUGCUUUAGUUAAUGUAUCAUCAAAAGUAAAUCAAUCAAUUCAUAUAUUGGAAGACUUUUGGGCCAGGAGAUAUCCAUUGCCAAAACUAGAUAUUUUUGCUUUGCCCAACUAUCAAGCCACCCGACCUGCUGAUAGCUGGGGUAUUUUACUAUUUAAAGAGAGUGAAUUAAGUGGAAAAGGAUCAUGGCAUAUAACUCAAGAAUUGGUGUAUCAAUGGCUGGGUGCUUUAGCUACUCCAUUUUGGUGGAGCGAUGCCCAUAUUAAUAAUGCACUUGUGAGAUAUGUUACAGCUUACACAACAUUAAAGAUGGAAGAAAAUGAAACAUUUAACAAUUGGCCAAUGACGAUGCUUUAUUCGAUCUAUUAUGAAUUUAGUAAGAGAUAUCCUCAUGGAAAAAGUACCGCUAUUAAACAGGACUCUACAUCAGCCAAAACUGAACUUAUAUUUAGAAUGCUUAACUACACUCUAGGGGAAAAAACUCUUAAAAAGGGAUUGCAACGAUUUAUGGCCGACAGAGAAUUCAAAACAUUCUUUGGCGAUGACAUAUGGAAUAGCAUUACUGAACAAGCAAGGAUUGACAAAACUUUGGACGAAAAAAUAUCUGUAAAUGAAAUAGCUGGAUCAUGGAUAACAAAAGACAGAUUACCAGUGGUUACUGUGACCAGGGACUACAAGAAAAAUUCAGCCAAACUAACUCAAAGAGUUUACCUUAGAGAAAGACCUCACGAUGUGCCAGACCAAGAAAAAUUUGUUUGGUGGAUACCAAUAGUAUUAGUGAAACAAACCAACUUAAACUUUCAAAAUUGUACCCCUACAGUAUGGAUGAAGCGUGAAAAAGAAAUUAAAAUUGAAAAUCUUCCAGAAAAAGACAAAUUUAUCAUAGUUAACCCCGAAGAAAUUGGACCUUUCCCAGUUAACUACGAUGUUGACAAUUGGAACAUGCUUUCUAAAUUUUUAUGUACAGAUAAUAGAAAGAAAAUACCAGUAAAUACGAGAGCGAAGUUGCUUCAUGAUGCCUGGAAUUUGGCUUAUGCUGGAGAUCUUAGUUUUGCAACCGCCUUGAAUAUGACUUUGUUCUUAAAAUAUGAAAGGGAAUAUCUGGCUUGGGAUCCAGUUUUUACACUUAUCGACCAUAUUGGAAGGCAUAUUGAUAGUUCUGCAGUACACAAGAAAUUCCAAUCCUACGUUAGAAUUCUUUUGACUCCUCUUUAUGAAGAACUCGGUAAUGAUCCUCAAGAAGGUGAAUCGGAAGGCAGAGCACACUUAAGGAGUUCAUCAAAAGUGUUUUUGUGUCAAGCAGGAUAUAAACCAUGCAUCAAAGAAGCACAAGAGGCAUUUAAGAAAUGGAUGGAAAUUGAUAAUCCGGAUGAGGGAAAUCCUGUUGCCAAUCAGUACAUUUGUCCAGUGUUUAAAUGGGGCACCCAGGAAGAAUGGGAAUUUGGCCUACAAAGGGUCAUUCAGUUUCCACCUGGUAGAAAACAGAACGAAAGAACAUAUUUAUUAAAAACCUUAGCCGGAUGUCCGAAUGACGCUUCUAAAAUUGAAAGAUUGUUGAAUAUUACUGUUUUGGAAAAAAAUGGAAACUUCACCGAUACCGAUGUUUACUUGAUUUUUAGUAUGUUGACAGGAGGAGCCAAUGGAUACACCACGUUGUUUAACUUCUUAAAGAAAAAUUGGGAUGAAAUUAAAUUAAGGCUUGAGGAUAGACCUCACCUUUGGAACAGCCUUAUAACAUCGGCAACUUCUGUAUUCAAAACUCAGGAAGGUUUAGAUAUGGUUUCAGAACUUUACGUUCAACGUCAAAGCGAAUUUGGAACGGCUGAUUUUGUAAUUGAAAAAUCCCUAAAAAACAUAAAAGAAGAGACCAAAUGGAGCAACGAUAAUCUUCCUAUAAUAGAGAAAUGGUUGGAUAACUAUUUAGCCGUAAACGACGUUCAAACAACUACUAAGAUUUAAUUUAGUAAUUAUGAAUAUUAUAUUUAUUACAAUUAGAUUCUUGUGUAUACACUUAUAAGUUUACUAAAACAAUUAUUAUGUGAUCGCUAUAUACUCUUUUACUAAAUAUGUUGUAGUUUAAUUUAUGUUUAUCAGGUUUUUCGUUAUAAAAAUAAUUAUAUAUUACAUUUUAAUAUUAUUUUUUAUACCAAGAAAAUAAUUAAUUUUGUAAUAUUCAAUCAAAAUAUAUUUUUGAUCUAUUAAUAGUUUUUUUCAUU